AUGUCUAAACAGCAGCAGCAGCACAAAACGUUUUGGUUUCUGGCCGCAAUAUUUACGAUAUUGCCCCCAAACCACAUACACUUAGAGACCGACUCACAAGCGAAAGGCUGGAGGAUCGAAGCGUCGUGCAGUGAUCGUAUCUCAUUACGAUCAUAUAUACAAAUGGAUGGAAUGUGCGGUUUCCGUUCGUCGGGAGACUACUCGGAGAAAGCGGCGAUGAUGAUGCAGUCCGAUUACCAGAACCUGCUUUGUUCAUCCGCCGGAGACAACCGCGUUUUUGGAUCCGACGAACUUUUCUCAGCAGCUUCCGCUUUGUCGUCGGAGGCGGUUUCGAUCGCGCCGCGUGCUCGAAGAGCCGAUGAUAAUUUCUCGCUCGGCGUCAUCAAGUCGAAGAUCGCUUGUCAUCCUUUGUAUCCUCGCUUGCUUCAGACCUACAUCGAUUGCCAAAAGGUGGGAGCUCCUAUGGAGAUAGCGUGUUUGUUGGAAGAUAUCCAGAGAGAGAACGAUGUGUACAAGAGAGAUGUUGCUCCAUUAUCUUGCUUUGGAGCUGAUCCUGAGCUUGACGAAUUCAUGGAAACGUACUGCGAUAUAUUGGUUAAAUACAAAUCCGAUCUCGCGAGGCCGUUCGAUGAGGCUACGACUUUCUUGAACAAGAUCGAAAUGCAGCUCCAGAACCUGUGCACUGGUCCCGCAUCAUCUGCUCGAGGCUUUUCAGAUGAUGGUGCGGUUUCAUCUGACGAGGAACUGAGAGAAGGUGAUGACGUCACAAGGCAGGACAGCCAACAAAGAAGCAAUGACCGGGAUCUCAAGGACCAGCUGCUGCGUAAAUUCGGUAGCCAUAUCAGUUCAUUGAAACUCGAGUUCUCGAAGAAGAAGAAGAAAGGGAAGCUACCAAGAGAAGCAAGACAAGCAUUGCUCGAUUGGUGGAAUGUUCAUUAUAAAUGGCCUUACCCCACUGAAGGCGACAAGAUAGCUUUGGCAGAAGAAACGGGAAACGCCAUUGGAAGCCUUCAGAGAACAUGCCGUUCGCUAUGA
Molecule: messenger RNA, 1035 nt
Organism: Thlaspi arvense
Lineage: Eukaryota; Viridiplantae; Streptophyta; Magnoliopsida; Brassicales; Brassicaceae
Source: the annotation of a GenBank genome assembly